UAUACUAAAACAGGUUGACAUAAUGAAGAGUGAUGUCGGAUUGAUGAGGGGAUUGUUAAGAAACGUGGAUAGAAUGUUUUAUGAUUUGUAUAUGGUCAGCAAGUACUUUAGGUCGAUUUUUUCUUUGCAAAUGUUUCUGAACCUCAGUGCUACGUUUUGUUUCGGCUUGGGGUACUGCAUUUAUGUUUAUAACAGUUCGCUGACUGAAGUGAUUGAUAUGGUGUUUGUAGUCAUUUAUUCUGCCUUUCCGAUAAUUUUCAUCUUCGGUUGUGAUGCUACCAGAAAGGAAACCGAACGCGUCAUUGCCACGUGUCGGAAAAUUGGUGAAAAGUUCCAAGACAACCCGGAAAUCUACAGGGAAAUCCAGGCACUGGCCUGCAAAAUGGCCACCUUGAAGCACGGCUUUACCGCCAGUGGUUUUUUUCCCAUUAGGAGAUCGUUGUUGCUGUCAAUAUCCGGAGCUAUAGCUACUUAUUUCCUAACGUUUGAACAGAUAUGGCGAAAGGGGGAGAAAAAAGAGAAUAGUCAAACUAACUAAUAAGUUUUAUUAGUUAUUUCUUUUCAGGAUUGCGAAGUAACCAAAUAUGGAAUACCGUUUAGUUUUUGUGUUGUAUUAAAAAAUGUAUUGUAAAUAAAAGAAUAUUCUUAGAUAUUUAUCUGUCAUACAGUUGCACAUAACGUAAUAACUGUUUUCUGUUACAUGUAUUAAUUUAAAGUAUAAAAUUAUCUCAAAAACAAAUUGAACAUAAAGGCACCUAAAGAUGGAAUAGGUACCCAAAUAUGGACCACUAUAAAACGAAUACUUCAAACCAGAGUUGGCAUGAUUUAAAUCGUGAUUUAAAUCAAGUGAUUUUUUUAAUUUUAAUCAUGUGAUUUAAAUAAAAAAAAAUAAUUUUACUGAAACUUUAUAAUAAAUAAAAAAAUAACUGUAAAAGUUAUAAAAAUGUGUCCUAGAAAAUUAGAAAAAAUAUUUCUAUAACAGAUAAUAAAUCGAAAAAUAAUUGUAAAUGUUAUAAAAUUAUAUAAAAAUAUCUAUUCAUUUUGAAAUUUAUCUAUUGAUUUUUGAAAUAAUUUCGUGUGAAUCAAUUAAACCGCUAAAUGCAGGGUUUUAUUUUAAAAUUUAUGUAUAGGUAAGUCACAUAAAUUCGCUGUUCAAAUACAUAUCAUUCGCAAAGUCUAGUGCCAGAACUAGAUUCUUCUGAUAUAGAGACUAUAUCUUCAUUCCCGAGACUCUAUAAUCGUUGUCAGAAAAUGUGUUGUUUUAUUUUUUUUUUGAAACGGUUGUAUGUUUCCAAAUUCCUGCC
Messenger RNA from Sitophilus oryzae (rice weevil), 1304 nucleotides. RefSeq lists its product as uncharacterized. Gene Ontology annotation, cellular component: axon; neuronal cell body; dendrite. NCBI's taxonomy places the organism in Eukaryota, Metazoa, Arthropoda, Insecta, Coleoptera, Curculionidae. The transcript is spliced from 2 exons. The record is from RefSeq and is a predicted model, not a curated record. The coding region runs from base 23 to 538 and encodes 171 amino acids. Gene Ontology annotation, biological process: sensory perception of taste.